UUAGCUUCAGUCGGUGACGGGCCUAAAUGUCCGUAUUGUUGUCAUGUCUGAGCGAUAUAAAUAACAUCGUCUUUGCUGACGGGCUUCUGUUUGGUGGCCUUUCAGCUUUGAAGUGUGCAGUCGGUGAGCUUUAAAUGAAACGGCCUUCACGAGUGCUGCCAGUGCCGACUUGGGUUCUGGUAACACUGGACCUCUACAGGUUUUGAAUAGGGGUCGGGGACACAUACUGGUAAAAUGGCCACCACUGUGUCAUGUGCAGUUAUUUUAGGUCUGACUUGUUCGGUUCUGCACAUAUGGUCUCAUUUUCCACCUUGUGCUCAUCUCGAGGCCCUUUGGGAUGUUUUUGUUUUCGUGGCUGGUUGUGGUUUAGUCUCAGUGCAGGUUCUGGUCAAAUGAGUUGUUACUGAUACAUGUAUCUGUAACAAGCAGUCAAAAGCAAGAACGUCAGGAAUUCCACCUGCCAUGCAGAAAAUGUGCCUUUGUUCUGCAGGUCUUGAAUUUAAUUUGAUGGAGAGUCAGAACCUUCACUUCCAGUACAGACUUUAGUUACAUAUAAGAACCACUAAUUCCUAUAGAUGGUUGUGAAGCAGUGCUUCAGACCCAGUUCAGUGAGUACGACAGAAGGUUUGUGGUUUAAAGCAGUAGUGUUUGCUGUCACACCUGCUUCUGUCACAGUGUCUGAAUUCCUGGCUGGCGCGAUCCUAAAAAGCUUUGCUGCCACUCGCUUCUCAACUGGGUCCGACCUGAAAGAUGAGCUGUGUGCGCUGGGCCCGUAUGUCACAUACCAACACACACAAACAGUUUGGCCUCAGGCUGGAAAUACAAACCUCCCGUCCUAUAAGCAGCCGAGUGUUUCUGCCCCUGCAGCUACAUCCUGAUCUGGCCUCCACUUCACUGUCUGUAAGACUCAGGGUAAAAAUAGAGCUGCUGCUUACACAUCAGUACUGGCCUGUGUUUUAAAUGCUGCGUUCACUCCUUGUUCAAGCUGGAGUUCUGCCUAAAGUAACAUUACACUGCAGCUUCAGACGAUAUGAGACAGUCAACUUGUCCGUGGUCUCAAGCAUACACCAUCACUCUAAAGCUGAUGGAUGCAUAAGACCACGUCUUCCUUAUGGAGAACGCCUUUCAAAGAUUGCGCAGUGGGAACUGUUGGAGGCUCCUUAGCCCUGCUGAGAGAAACAUAGGAACUGACUGAUCUGUCCAGAGACCCUCCAGCUCAGUGCUCCGCUGGGCCCGUCGGUGAAGACAUGUUUCAUUGGCAGGCAACUAUUAUGGGACCUCCUGACAGUCCAUAUCAGGGUGGUGUAUUCUUCCUGACUAUUCAUUUCCCUACAGAUUAUCCCUUCAAACCACCCAAGGUCGCCUUCACAACAAGAAUUUAUCACCCAAAUAUUAACAGUAACGGCAGCAUCUGUUUGGAUAUAUUGCGAUCACAGUGGUCUCCAGCAUUAACAAUCUCUAAAGUCCUUUUGUCCAUUUGUUCUCUGUUAUGUGAUCCGAACCCUGACGACCCAUUAGUGCCAGAGAUCGCCCGCAUCUACAAAACAGACCCUGUUAGGUAUAACAGGCUAGCCAGGGAGUGGACAGAGAAGUACGCCAUGCUGUGAGGAUACAACAAGACAGCUCAGGACUGGACUCAGAAAUACGCCAUGUGAUCCACGUUCUCUUCACUUACUGCUGGAUAUACUGACUUUUGUUUAAAUUUUUUCAUGUGGCCUCAUCAGCAAUUUGUUCACAUUAUUUUGUCCCAUUCUCACCUUUUGAUGCUUUUAAGUUGUUGUGCUGCCCUCUUCUCUGCUUUUUGAAGGGCUGCAAACAAAUCCCACAAACCCGAGUGGAUUCACUGUUAAAUCUGACCAGGGAGAGAACUGUUACAAUAAAUAACGCAGGAGAAUAUGUAAUAAUUUAAUGCAUGUCAGACAGAUGUGUCCACUUUUAAAGGAACAGCUGUUUUUGGUUGGUUCUGUUUUUGGUUUUAGACGUGAGCCGUUAGUUCGUCCGUCAUCCUGUCCAUCUACUGUCCUGUUUGCACGGAGCUCGACAGCUGAUUGAUCAACUAACCGCUCUGAUGCUUUUGUUUUCUUCAAUAAAGACGAACAAAUUGCA
Betta splendens (Siamese fighting fish) is the source of this 2106-nucleotide messenger RNA. RefSeq names its product ubiquitin-conjugating enzyme E2 2-like. Bases 1248 to 1607 code for a protein of 119 amino acids. Gene Ontology annotation, cellular component: nucleus. Lineage: Eukaryota; Metazoa; Chordata; Actinopteri; Anabantiformes; Osphronemidae. The record is from RefSeq and is a predicted model, not a curated record. Gene Ontology annotation, biological process: ubiquitin-dependent protein catabolic process; protein polyubiquitination. Gene Ontology annotation, molecular function: ubiquitin conjugating enzyme activity. The transcript has 8 exons.